Messenger RNA from Drosophila sechellia, 502 nucleotides. Its product is annotated as U6 snRNA-associated Sm-like protein LSm6. Lineage: Eukaryota; Metazoa; Arthropoda; Insecta; Diptera; Drosophilidae. The coding region runs from base 91 to 330 and encodes 79 amino acids. Gene Ontology annotation, biological process: mRNA splicing, via spliceosome; maturation of SSU-rRNA. Gene Ontology annotation, molecular function: RNA binding. The transcript is spliced from 2 exons. Gene Ontology annotation, cellular component: U4/U6 x U5 tri-snRNP complex; nucleolus; P-body. The record is from RefSeq and is a predicted model, not a curated record.
GCCGGCAUAAAAUAACAAUUUCAUUCACAUUUGUUAUUAUUGCUGCCAAAAGGUUUUGUAAACUGCAUUUUUUUAAAUCAACUAUUGAAAAUGUCCCGCAAAGAGGCCUUGUCGCAGUUCAUCAAUCAGAUUCAUGGUCGCCCCGUCGCCGUAAAGCUAAACAACGGCGUUGACUACCGAGGUGUGCUGGCCUGUCUGGAUGGCUACAUGAACAUCUGCCUGGAGCAGACGGAGGAGUACGUGAAUGGGCAGCUGAAGAAUAAAUACGGCGACGCCUUCAUCCGCGGCAACAAUGUCCUCUACAUUUCCACGCAGAAGCGGAGGGUCUGAAUACAGCACGGUCCAUAAAAAUAUAAUCAACUGGCAUGGCACCAUGAAGUUCGUAGUUAGAGAGCUCUUUGAUUUCUCUGUUUUCUCCAGAGGGAACCUGCGACAUCACAAGUGUUUCAUACUUCAAUAUUAAAGCUGAACCAACUUCUCAUCAUCCUGUAUACAAACCAAA